CUUCUUUCUUUCCCUCCCCCACCUCCCCCUCUCCCUACAUACAUAUUCCCUCCCCUCGUGUCUUUGUCCGGCGCUCUUUCACCCAGACACACCCGCCUUCCCCUCCCUCUCUGUUGCAGCAUCCCGCCCACGCGCACGGAAGAGCUCCUGAUGGCCGCGCCCUCGACCCCCUCGACGCCGCGCGCCGCGCAAAAAAGUCUGCUGGCCUUCUUCUCGCGGCAGCCCAAGAAGGAGCCGGUCGAUGCCAUGGGCCCCGGGCCCUCGGUGCCGGCCGCGCCGCCCGUUGAGGCCGGGCCCAAGCGCAGUCGCUCGCCCUCGCCCCCGCCGCGGCCGCUCGCCAGCCCGAUGAAGAUCGAGCCGACCUCGGUGGUCAAGCCCGAGCCAACCUCGGUGGUCAAGCCCGAGCCGGUGGCAAUGGGUGAGCCCGAGUCGCGGCCGGCGGCGCCGCAGCACACGCCAAAGCGCGCGCGCCGGGCCACGGCCCUCAUCCUCGACGACGACAUGCACACCGCCAGCGAGCACUCCGACAGUGACUGCUAUGUGCCCGAGUCGGAGGAGGACUCGCCGCCGGCCCGGCGGUCCACCCGACUGACUGGGCGCCGGGCCGCCGGCGCCGCUCCCGCCGCCACCGCCACCCCCCGGCGGGACAGCGCCUCCGCCGAGUCCGGCCAUCUGGGCAUCCACUCCGGCCUGGCGGCCACCCCCCAGCGGCCGAGCGGCCCGUUGGCCGCGUUUGCCAGCCCCUCCGCGGCCCCGGACACCACCCCCUCACGGGCCCCGGUGUGGACCCCCUCGCGGACCCCGGGCGGGGGACUGGCACGGCCGCUCUUCGCCCCGGGCAGCCCGGGGUUCAUGGAGCCGGACACCCCGAGCGGCGGCGGCGGCGGCGGCGGCGGCGGCGGCGACAGCCUGCGCUAUGCCUUCCUGCAGAACCCGCUGGACGCGCGCCGGCGCCCGCGCGACCACCCGGACUACGACCCGAAGACGCUGUACAUCCCGCCGGAGGUGAUGCGCACCUUCAAGCCCUUCGAGGCCCAGUACUGGAAGAUCAAGUGCCAGUACUUUGACACGCUGCUCUUCUACAAGAAGGGCUUCUUCUACGAGCUGUAUGAGGGCGACGCCGACAUCGGUGUCCAGGAGUUGGACUUGACCUACACGCGCAUGGCCCGGGCCGGGGAGAUGAAGUGCGCCGGCUUCCCCACCAGCAAGGUGGAGGAGUGGACGGCCAAGGCCCUGGCCCGGGGGUACCGGGUGGCGCGCGUGGACGAGAUGGAGUCCGGGCUGGCCAAGAGCCUGCGCGCGCGCGAGGCCGGCCAGCCCCCGGGCGGCACGCCUUCCGGCUCGCAGAGCACCGUCCUCGGGCGUGGGCUCACGCAGAUCGCCACCCCCGGGACCCUGGUCCAUUCGGAGCUCCUGCUGCAGGGGGCGGCGCCGCGCUUUUGCGCGUCCAUCUGCCAGGCCACCGUGCCCGGGCCCGGUGGCGCCGGCUCGGUCACGGCUUUCGGUGUGGUGCUGCUCGACGCGUCGACCGGGCAAUUCCGUGUCGGCCUCAUCCGCGAGGAGGAUGACACCGCGGCCGAGGACCCCCACGCCGGGCCGGGCGCCGGGGGGGUGGCCUCCGGCGGCAUGUGCAUCGGGGCGGCCGAUUGCGCCCGGCUGGAGACCCUGCUGGUGCAGACCCGGCCGCGGGAGAUUGUCUACCCGCGUGGGCGUCUUGACCGGACGGCCUUGCGGGCCAUCCGAGCGGCGGCCGCCCGCGUUGGCGGCGGCUCCACCGGCGCCCGGUAUGGCUCCAAUGUGCUGACGGCCCUCGAGCCGGGGUCCGAAUUUUGGGAUGCCGCCGCCACCGAAGCCGAGCUGGACAUGUACCUGGCCCCGGGUGCCGGGGGCGCAUCGGCCGGCGGGCCGGAUGCCAGCCCCCUGCUGCAGCAGCUGGCCGACUCGCUCGACGCGGCCUUCGACCAAUUCACCGCCAUGGAGACCGAGCAGCCCGGCGACAAGGCGGCCGCCCUGGGCCACGGCACGGGGGCCCCCGGGUCCGGGCGCUUCCUGGACCGGCUGCCGGCCGAGGUGGCGGCCCUGCUGCGCGCGGAGCCGGUGGUCCUCUCGGCUCUCGGGGGUUUGGUUUGGUACUUGCGGCGGAUCCGCCUCGAUGAGGAUCUCCUCCUGCAGGGGCGCUUCUCCAUCUUGCAGCUGGCGGACGACCUGUCGCACUUGGAGCAGCCGGCCGGGGCCGGGGCCGGGGCCGGGGCCACGACCACGGCCACCGACCAGGACUCCUGGCCGGAGGCCGGCUCGGCGGCCACCGCCCCGGUGCUGGUCCUCGAUGGCAAGACCCUGCUCAGUCUCGGGGUGGUGGAUGAGAGUCCGGAGGCCGGCGAGGCGGCGGCCAGCGCCGGGCGCCGGGCCCUCGGGUCCAGCUUCGACCCGCUGACCGGGGUGGCCAGCUCGCUGCACAGCCUGCUGGAUACCACCCGCACCGCCGGCGGGGCCCGGCUCCUGCGCGACUGGUUGCAAUACCCGCCGGCGGUCCGGUCGCAGAUUGAACUCCGGCAGGAUGCCGUCGGGCAGCUGCUCACCGGGCCCGGGGCUUCCGGGGCCGAGGACCUGGCCGCCGCAUUGGCCGCCGUGCCGGACAUCGAGCGCCUGGUGUCGCGCUUGCAAACGGCCGGCGGCGCCUCCGGCGGGUCCAUCGGGCCCAAGAUGUUUGUGGACCUGGUGGCCGGUGUGGAGGCCAUGGCUCAGGUGGGCGAGACCCUGGGCCGGGUGGUGGAGCGUCUGGCCCGGGCGGCGGCCGAUCCGGCCGCCGUGGCCGAGGAUCCCGGCCUGGCGGAUGUCCGCGCGCCGCCCGGGCUGGUCCCGCGCUUGGAGGCCCUGGCGCGGGUCUUCCACGGGGCGCGGCUCCGGGCCACCGUGGCCAAUGUCUGGCGGCAGGUGGACCGGCCGGCGGCCCUGGCGGCGGCCGCUGCCACCGGCACGGCUGCCGCGGCGGCCGGCGGCCUGGCCCCCUGCGCCGGGUCCCUGCCGCCAUACGACCAGCUGGCCCAGAGCAUCGGCCGGCUGGAGGCCGAGGUGGAGGCCCUGCGCCGGGAUGUGGUCCGGCAGCUGGGCGCCGCGCGCGAUGCCGAUGUCUCCUUCCGGUCCAUCGGCAGCGAUCGGUUCCUGUUGGAGAUUUCGAACAGCGCGCGGCUGCGCAACCCCGGCCUCCUGGACCGGGCCCCGACCGGCGGGGCCCACACCAACUCGGAUUUCAUCCUGGUGUCCAAGACCAGCACCCUGCGGCGCUUCCUGACCCCGGCCGUGCGGGAUGUCAGCCAGCGCAUCGCCGAGCUGGAGGACCGCCGUGCCGAGGUCCUCCGGCUCUUCGGGGCCCGGCAUGCGGCCUUUGUGACCCGGCGCCAGGCCCGGCGGGCGUGGCUCCCGGCGGCCGAGGCCUGCGCCGAGCUGGACUGCCUGCUGGCGUUGGCCCGGGCCAGCAGCCCAUCCGGCCCGAUGGGUCCCUGCGUCCGGCCGCGCUUCGUGCCCCUGACGCCGGCCGAGCGCCGGCGGCCCCUGGCCGAGGCCUAUGUGCGUGUGGACCGGCUCCGGCAUCCGCUCAUGCGGGCCGAGCGCUUUGUGCCGAAUUCCCUGGCUUUGGGCCGGCGGCCGGCCGGCCUGGCCGCGGCCCUGGCCGCCGAAGGGGUGUCUCCCCCGGCCGGUGGCAAUGCCGACCAGCCCGGGGCCGCCGAUGACGAUGCGCACAUCCUCCUGCUGACCGGCCCCAACAUGGGUGGUAAGUCCACCCUCCUGCGGCAGGUGUCCCUGGCUGUCAUCCUGGCCCAGGUGGGUGCCCGGGUGCCGGCCGAGCACAUGCUUUUGAGCCGGCCGCUGGUGCGCAUCUUCACGCGCAUCGGUGCCAAUGAUGACAUUGUGGCCGGCCGGUCGACCUUCAUGGUGGAGAUGUCGGAAACCGCGCGGGUGCUGAAUCGCCAGCGGCAGCCGGGCCCCGGGGCCGUGUCCGGGUCGUCGCCCGGCUCGGCCGCCCUCCGGGCCAACCUCCUCUUCCCCACGAGCCUGCGCCACCCGUCGGCCGGGCCGUCGCUGGUCAUCCUGGACGAGCUCGGCCGGGGGACCAGCACGCAUGAUGGCUAUGCCGUGGCGUAUGCCGUGCUGCGGGAGUUGCUCGUUCGCCCGGCCGGCUCGCUGGUUCUCUUUGCCACGCACUACCACCAGCUGUCGGCGGCCUUCGUCCAGGGGCCUGGUGCCGAGCAGGCCGCCCGGGCCCCGGUCCGCGGCAUCCGCGCCUGCCACAUGUCCUACGCCCUGCACAAUGGUAACCUCGUAUUCCUGCACACUCUGGCCGCCGGACCGACUGAGGCCUCCUUCGGCCUGAAUGUGGCCCGCAUGGCCGGCGUCCCGGAGGGGAUCAUCGCACGUGCGGCCGAGGCAUCGCGCAAACUCCUGCCGGAGGGUGUCGCCCCCGGCCCCAGCCCUUCGGGCGGGCUGGGCAUGGUCAACCCGACAUCGAGCCCGGCCCCGGGGCCCGACGUCCUGGAGACCUACCAUUUGGCCGACUCGGUGGACCUCCUGCGCGCGGUGCAGGGCGCCCGCGCGGCGGCCGACGGCACGCUGGACUUCCAGACCGCCAACUUCCUCCUGCGUCUGCAGCGCUGAGGCCUGGCAUUGUCUCCCUCUCCCCUUCUCUCUCUCCCCCCCCCUCUUUCUUUCUUUCUUUCUCUCU
Molecule: messenger RNA, 4720 nt
Organism: Fonticula alba
Lineage: Eukaryota; Rotosphaerida; Fonticulaceae
Exons: 3
Coding region: 151-4653 (1500 amino acids)
Biological process (GO): mismatch repair
Cellular component (GO): nucleus; MutSalpha complex
Molecular function (GO): ATP binding; ATP-dependent DNA damage sensor activity; mismatched DNA binding
Source: RefSeq, a predicted model, not a curated record